Hypomesus transpacificus is the source of this 1900-nucleotide messenger RNA. RefSeq names its product GTP-binding protein 10 (putative) (gene gtpbp10). Bases 144 to 1286 code for a protein of 380 amino acids. Gene Ontology annotation, cellular component: mitochondrion. The transcript is spliced from 10 exons. Gene Ontology annotation, molecular function: GTPase activity; GTP binding. NCBI's taxonomy places the organism in Eukaryota, Metazoa, Chordata, Actinopteri, Osmeriformes, Osmeridae. The record is from RefSeq and is a predicted model, not a curated record.
GACAGUAGGCCAUGCUUUUGCUAGCUAGCCAACGAUUUCUAGCGGACUCAGUGUUGUUGUCGCUCAUUGACCUUCGUUCAUUAACUUGCUAGCCAGUUUGCUUUUUACUGGUGAUGAAAGUGAUCGUAUGAGCAAUAUUCAAAAUGGUCUGGAUGAGUAGGACUUGUUUCCGGAAGUAUGGAAACUUCGUGGACAACCUGCGUCUGUAUGUCCGGGGAGGCAGCGGAGGAAUGGGGUUACCCCGGCUCGGGGGGCAGGGAGGGAAAGGCGGAGAUGUUUUGGUGGUGGCAAAAAAAGAAAUUACUCUAAAGAAGAUCAAGGAUAAGUAUCCACAGAAACGCUUCGUCGCUGGAGUAGGAAUGAACAGUAGCGUCCGGGCGCUGAAAGGCGAGAAAGGGCCGGACCAGCAGAUACUGGCGCCCACUGGUGUUACCGUCACUACUGACAAUGGCAAAGUUCUUGGUGAGCUGAAUGUGGAAGGAGACAGUGUGCUGGUGGCCCGAGGGGGGCAGGGGGGGUCCUUCCACUCUGGGUUCCAGCCCAGCCAGGGCCAGUCCAAACAGAUCCGGCUGGACCUCAAACUUAUCGCAGACCUGGGCCUUGUGGGGUUCCCCAAUGCAGGAAAGUCUUCUCUGCUGAAAGCCUUGUCUCAUGCCAAACCCCAGAUUGCCAGCUAUGCAUUCACCACUCUAAGGCCAGAGAUUGGCCAAGUUAUGUAUGAAGACUUUAAACAGAUCUCUGUAGCAGACCUCCCAGGGUUGAUUGAGGGAGCGCACAUGAACAAAGGAAUGGGUCACAAGUUCCUCAAACAUGUGGAAAGGACCAAGCAACUGCUGUUUGUGGUGGAUGUUUGCGGUUUCCAGCUUGCAAGCAACACGCCGUUCAGGUCGGCUUUUGAAGCUGUGCAGCUUUUAACCAAGGAGCUGGAGUUGUACAAAGAGGAGAUCCUCUCCAAGCGUGCUGUGUUGGUGGUGAACAAGAUGGACCUGCCUGAUGCAGAGGACAGGCUGGCUGAGCUGCUGGAGCAACUGAACAACCCGAAUGAGUUCUUCCACCUGCUACCUGAAGACAUGGUUCCCAAGAAGAACAUGCUCUUCAGCGACGUGGUCCCCAUCUCUGCUGCCACCGGACUGGGCAUCCAGCGCCUCAGAACCUGCAUGCGACAGUCAUUGGACGAGCACGCGGCCGAGGGGGCAGACCCCCUGCACCGUGAUAGGCUACAGGCCCUGAGAGGGGCGGUCACAGCCCAGGACACGCCCUCCUGGGGCUCCACCCCCUCUCCCUGAGCAUGCUGGGUUGUGGAGAGUUUCUCUGUUAUCUGGACGUGCAUUCUAGACUGGACGUCAUGGGACAGGUUGGGAUGUUUGGAAAGACUUGUUCAGGUUGAUGCUGGGGAUGGUAGUACCCCAACCCUGGAAGUGUUAUUAGGAGGUGCCAGAGUCUGACACCUGGACACCUCAUGACUGAUCAUCUGUGGACAGAGCCUACAAGCUGGACCAGAACAGAUCAUCAAACAUGAUAUAUUCAGCCUAGGAAUACACCACGAAGACAACCACUUAGUGAAUGAACUCAAACUAAUGAACUUUAAAGUGAGAGGUCCAAAAGUUUACUGUCAUUUAGCAGACGCUCUUAUCCAGAGUACUGUAUGGUAAGAUUUCAUAAUAUGUAUCCGUCAAAUAUAACUUGCAUUAAAGUUGGAAUCACAAACGUCAACAAACAGCCAUAUUGAUGAAAGUUUAAUUUUAUAUUAAAUAUAUUACAAUACUGAAUGAUAUUGUAAGAGAAAAAAAUAUGGGCAUUGAUUUUUGCAUCGUCAGUCUAUGUACAGCAUCACAACAACAACAACCAAAGAACAAAAGACGGCAACAAAUAGGUUGGGUUAGUUCAGGUACAGCCAGGU